GCCGGUCGCGAAAAUUAUUGUGCAAUUAAUCAUACAGCUCAAAUUUUCGGUGAUAGAGCCUUUAAGGAAGUUGAUUCCCGCGCAUCUCCAAUCUCUGCCGGAAGUUUUGACUUAAAUUUCGUCGCCAUAACGGCCAUAAGUCUGACGUCACAAACUUGUCUUGUCUUCACAGAUGACAGAAAAGAUGGCGGAGGUCGACCUGAAUGUCGACGGCUUAAUUCAAAGACUUCUCGAAGUGCGAGGAUGCCGUCCAGGGAAGACUGUGCAGAUGAGCGAGGCGGAGGUGAGAGGCCUGUGCUACAAGUCGAGGGAGAUCUUCCUGCAGCAGCCUAUCCUGCUGGAACUCGAAGCCCCAUUGAAGAUCUGCGGCGAUAUCCAUGGUCAAUACAAUGACUUGCUCCGACUCUUCGAAUAUGGAGGGUUCCCCCCUGAAGCAAAUUAUUUGUUUUUGGGUGACUACGUCGACAGAGGCAAACAGUCCUUGGAGACAAUAUGUCUCCUUUUGGCCUACAAAAUCAAGUACCCAGAAAACUUCUUCCUCUUGAGGGGUAACCACGAGUGUGCUUCCAUCAACAGAAUAUAUGGGUUUUAUGAUGAAUGCAAACGGCGGUAUAACAUUAAAUUAUGGAAAACAUUCACUGAUUGUUUCAACUGUCUACCAAUAGCUGCCAUCAUUGAUGAGAAAAUUUUCUGUUGUCAUGGUGGUUUGAGCCCUGACUUGCAGGGAAUGGAACAAAUUCGUCGUAUUAUGCGGCCUACUGAUGUUCCCGAUACAGGGCUGCUGUGUGAUCUUUUGUGGUCAGACCCCGACAAAGAUGUCCAAGGAUGGGGUGAAAAUGAUCGUGGUGUUUCUUUCACGUUUGGGGCUGAUGUCGUGAGCAAGUUCUUGAACCGACAUGACUUGGAUUUGAUUUGCAGAGCUCAUCAGGUUGUAGAAGAUGGCUACGAAUUUUUUGCUAAAAGACAACUUGUAACAUUAUUCUCUGCACCAAAUUACUGUGGUGAAUUUGACAACGCUGGUGGCAUGAUGUCUGUUGACGAGUCUCUCAUGUGUUCUUUUCAAAUUUUGAAGCCAUCAGAAAAGAAAGCAAAAUAUCAGUACUCUGGAAUGAAUUCUGGACGUCCUUCUACUCCACAGAGAAACCCUGUUAAAAAGAAGUAGUAAACUAGACAAGUUUUCUGGCCCAUUAUUUGAUGCAUCAGUGUCAUUCAUAAGAUGCAUCUUAUAAGAUCCUGCUAUAAAUAUCAGUCAAUUACGAACUCUUUGUUUUGUUAUAGGGAAGACAGAUUCUUUGAUUUCAAGUAUGUAAUAGUCUUGUCCUUAUUGUCCUUGUGCAGGAUGUUUAACUUCGAACUUCAAAUUUUUAAGCUGUAAAUUUUGACAGACUUCCUUACAUGGGCAAGUAUUUGUGAAAGUCUUAAUGCUUUUUAUUGUGAAAGAAAUUAUUUAUUGUUUGUGUGAGCUAUUAGUCCAAAGAUGAAGUGGAAGGUGAAGCCUUUCAUAAAUUAAUGUGCAAAGUUCAGCUUUUAUUUUACAUUCAGCUUAUUUUGCUACUUUCCAUUAAAACCUCAAUGUGCAUUUACUUUUGCUGUUAAUGUCAUUUCUUAACUGUUAAUCAACUGCUGUGACAUGUUGUCAUGCUCCUUUACUCAAUGAUUGAGGUUUUAUCAGAGCUGUAGCUGAUGUAAUGUUUAUGCUGGUCAGUAUUACAACAUUCGCCUUGUCUCGUUAUUUUAUGUGUUUAGUGACAGGACUCAUGUGAGUCUGAUAUUUCUGUGGAUUGAAGGUUAUAAUAAUGAUCAGAACUAAAUGUAGGAUUUGCUUUUGUUUGACCAACUUCUCCUGUUAAGCUCUUUCUUGAUUUCGAUUCAAAAUAGAAACUAAACAAAUUUACAUAGGUGUACUCGUUUGUGCAACUUCACAAUGUGAUGAUGUUUCUACGUUGGUUUUGCAAUACAUCUUGAGUAUGGAGUUCCUCUUUUAUCACAUUCUACUUUCCAUUUUGAUCUUCAUUUCGUUUUUUCUUUCUUUUUGUUUGUAUUUAUUAAUUUUGUUGGCUUAGUGUAUGCCAUGAACUAUGAAUGUGUCCGUGGAGACUGUUACUGUUUCUUAGUAUCCUAAUUUUGUAAUUGUGAAUUAGGCUUUGAAUUUGUAGGCAUUUUAUUUCUAUUUUAGUUUGUGCCUUAUGGAAUGUGUAGCAUACAUUUUGUUGGUAGUUUGGCUUCGGUUCAUUAAUGUAUAUAACUCCUUUUUUGCCCAUCAUGUUACUGUAGAGCAGGGGUGUCAAACAAACUAAGCACGACUUGUUGUGGUUAACCCGGUUACUGGCCGUAGCCCUAUGGCGCAUUCCCCCGCCGUACAGGUUUCUAAAUGUCAUGAAGAGAUGAGUUGACAUUUGAGUAUCAACAGCCAGAGCACUGUUGAAUACCAACAUGUUCUGCAGUUUCUUAUUAGCAUUUGCCAGCAUUUUUCUAUGAAAGUGUGUCCUAUUCAAGACCCAUUUGGAGUAAAUGCUUUAUGUACCUGUAAAUUGAAAUACUUGUGCCUCAAUUUCUUUAACAACACUUACUAUUUUUUGUAUGUUUCUUUUUUUUUUUUUCUUGGGUUGGGGUAGACCAGUACUGCAGUUUUGUCUCUGUUACUGGAACCAUUCUGUGUAAAUGAUUGUACUGUACUUUUGAAUUUUUGAAGACUUCAUAAGAGUGACUGUUAUAAGUAAAGUUUUCUUUUUCGGGGCUUAAUAAAUUCAUUCUUAAGUUAUAGAUGAAGUACGCUCUUCUGUUUUUUUUUUUUUUUUUUUUUUUUUUAAUGGAAUGCAAUUUGAUUGUAGACUAAUUGAUCCUCACUUAAACAUUUAUUUCAGCCUUGCUAAGCCGUCAUUGGUAUAUCAAUUAGAGCCUGUGUUCAUUUAUUAAUACAGUCUGUACUGUUCUGUACAAAAGAGGGGAGGGGAAGGGGGGGGGGUUUCCAAGUUAUCAAAAAAGAUCAAAAAGAAAUCAUACCUUAUCUUUCUCUAACACAAUUUUCCCAUUACAACCUGGAGAUAUAAAGCUUUGAAAUUGAUUAAUAUAGUUAUAAUAUAUAUAUGUGUACGUAUUUAGAAGUGACAGUGUGGAGCAAAGAACUGAAUUUCAAUUGUGUGGAACCAAUUCAUGCAUUUUGGAACAUUUGCUGGACUUCUGCACGGAUUGGGAUAUUAAUCAUGGCUUCUCUUGCAUUUGGUCUGUGAACUUAACUGCAGAUGGCAUCAGAAACUGAUAUCCUUCUUUAUUAUUGUUAUUAUAAGUUGAAUAAAAUCAUUUUAAAUAAUCUAUAUUCUAAUGCAACUGAAACAUUUCUGAAUUUUGGUUAGAAAGAAAUCUUUUGUCACUGAAUUUCCGAUUCAGUUCAACUUAUUUUUCUACCUUCCUUUUACUGUUCUGAAGAUCUUAAUUUGUAAAAACAGUUGAAUUUGAACUGCUCCAAAUUUAUUCUAGGAUUUUGUACCAAGUAACAAAGCUUUGAAUAGAUUUGUUUCUUCUGCUAUACUUCUCCUUUAAUGACCAGUCCAGAAUUGACCAAUAAAAUCGAUGUUUACGUCUGGCCGAAUGCUUGUAGAUUUGCUUGUUAAUUAUUGAACUAAGUUAUGUUAGGUUCAGAAAAAAGUUCUGUUAUUGCUGAGUUUGAGUAUAUUUAUUGUUAGUUGGGUGAUAUCUUUUCUCAGGAGGGUUUAAAAGUUUAUUGGUAUAAUUGUAUUCUCUUUGUUUUUCGUCAAUUGCCGCAGCAUCUGCUCUACCUAACUCUUUAAAGCAGCAGGUUCGCCUAGCUCAUGUUGUUUGACCCACAAUUUUGUGCUUCAAGAUUGUGUCUACUAAUAGUAAAUAUCGUACCUUUUAUCACCUGAAAUCGGUUUUGUACUGGUCACUUGCUACCAUGUUACUGUCACAUUGAAACAAAAUUAUUUUUCCUUGGACUCUCUUGCAAAGGUAAUCAAUUUAUGUUUCUCCAAGCUUGGCUUUUAAUGUGAAUAAACAGAAUCAUCAUUCAA
Thrips palmi is the source of this 4028-nucleotide messenger RNA. Its product is annotated as serine/threonine-protein phosphatase PP1-beta catalytic subunit. Gene Ontology annotation, molecular function: protein serine/threonine phosphatase activity. Gene Ontology annotation, cellular component: nucleus; cytoplasm. The transcript is spliced from 7 exons. The record is from RefSeq and is a predicted model, not a curated record. The coding region runs from base 173 to 1162 and encodes 329 amino acids. NCBI's taxonomy places the organism in Eukaryota, Metazoa, Arthropoda, Insecta, Thysanoptera, Thripidae.